AAGCGGUCCCACACGUAGGACUCCUUAGCGUCCCACCAAACGCCAUGACAACAAAAAUUCCACAUCCCACGAAAAAGCAGAAGCAGAAGUUUAAUAUCUUCUUCCAUUAAGCAAAAAGCACCCGCUGAAAGCCGAAGACUUUGAUCAAACCCCAAGUCAAUGUCCGUACUCUUUCUCCUGUGUUUCUAAUCCUAUACAAACCCACCCAGAUUCCGAUUCUCCUUCAUGAAAGAUAGAUGGCUGCUAAUAGAAACCGCUUCACCAGAGCAGCAGCAGGUGACCUGACGAUGCCAUUGGGAUUCCGGUUCCGCCCUACAGAAGAAGAGCUGAUCGACUAUUACUUGCAGAUGAAGCUCGAGGGUAAGGAUUACCUUGUCAGCGACGUCAUCCGUGAAAUCAAUAUCUGCAGCCACGAGCCAUGGGACUUGCCUGGGUUUUCACUCAUAAAAUCGGAUGAUCAAGAAUGGUACUUCUUCAGCACUUACAAAAAAAACAACAGAAACCAGACCGAAAGGGCGACGAAGAACGGCUUCUGGAAGAUCACUGGUGCCCAAAAACCGGUCAAGACUCAAGACAAUAGAACUAUCAUCGGUAAAAAAAGGAUUCUAACUUUUUACCGAGGUACUGUUCGUAAUUCCCAAAGGACCAACUGGGGUAUGCAUGAGUAUUACAUUCCCCAAACCAAUCCUAAUGCUAAUCAGAGGGAUUUCGUUCUCUGUUGCGUAAAGAAGAAAUUAGGUGAGAAUGUGGAUGCUGCAAACUGUGAUGAAGGCGAAUAUAUUACUUACAACAAUGAAUCUGAUUUCGAAAAUCAACUGCUACGAGCACUUGGUAUGGAUAUUGAAGAGGAGCAUACUCAGCAACAACAAAGCAUGGACUAUUUUGAGAGGGAAGAGGGUCGUAUGCUUGCAAGUGCCCCUGGUAAUAAUGAUUACCAUGGGUUGCAAUAUGCAUUUGGAGCUGAUGAACCAGAUGAUAAGUUCGCAGAGUUCUUAAAUUCAAUUAUUGUUGACAGGGAUCAGGAUGAAACAACUCAUGCUAACAUCUUCAACGACUCCACUCAUCCUGAUACAACUCAUGCUAACAUCUUCAACGUCUCCACUCAUCCUGAUACAACUCAUGCUAACAUCUUCAACGUCUCCACUCAUCCUGAUACAACUCAUGCUAACAUCUUCAACGACUCCACUCUGCCAGAGUCAAUUACGAGGGUGUAUUUUGAGGAUGAAGCAUUAAGCAGUGACGCAGACACAGAAAUACUCCUUGCACAGGAAAUGAGUUUACAAAUGCUUAGUGAGCCACCAGUUGAUUCGAGCCACUCCAGAAGACAGGAAGGUGUUAUGCUUUGCCAGGCACAGGCUGCUUCCUCUGUCAAUGUAGUACCUAAACCUCAGACUGAUCAUCUUCAAGUAGUCACUGAUGAACAUUCUGGUAUACAUCGUCGUCAAUUAGUUAAUGACGAGCAUUCUGGUACACAUCAAAGAACAAGCAGGCCGCAACGUGAAUCAAGACACAAUAAUGCCUUAAACGUAAAGAAUGCUUCCUCUGUGGAUGUAGAUGCAGAAUUACCUCAGAUUAAAUGUAUUCGAUUAGCCCCUGACGAAUACUAUAACAAUGAAAGAACACGCAGAAGAACAAAUCCAACAAGUGCCCUCGAAGCACUAAGCAAACAGAAAGAAUUAAAACAGCAGCAAAGCAAGGCAAAAGAAGCUGCAGAGCUUCGAGCUGCUGUUGAUUUUCCUCCGAAGUUGACCUCUAUAUCAAAGUCUAACAAAGAAGCAGAGGUGGCUCAAGGUAAUAAUGCAGAAAAGGGUGUGAAGCAGACACAGAACACAACAAUCACUUGCAAUUGGAAGGGCUGUUCUUUCAUUUCAUGGGAGACAUCCCCCCCAUUAACAAGUCCCCCAUCAGAAUACCUUUUCAACAUGUUUCUAGGCAUAAUAAUGUUCUGCUUUUUUGCUUGGCAAGUAAUUUUAUACGGGUAGUGGUGCUAGAGGGGUUCAUUCACCAGAAAAAUGGCUAGUUUUUGUUGACUGUCACACAACGAGUAAUGCCAUACUUACUGGUUACUUAUUGCUGCUCUAAAAUGUGGGAGUACCAGCCACGGUUUGCAGUGAUGAAUUGUUUAUAUUUGGUAUAGCCUAUAGAGUUUGACUUUUUUCUGUUUCUACGGACCAUAUGUAAUGAUGGAUGGCUAGUCCUGGAAUCUCAACAUAAUAUAUUGUUUUUUGCUUAAUCA
Molecule: messenger RNA, 2236 nt
Organism: Pyrus x bretschneideri (Chinese white pear)
Lineage: Eukaryota; Viridiplantae; Streptophyta; Magnoliopsida; Rosales; Rosaceae
Product: protein NTM1-like 9
Exons: 6
Coding region: 237-1982 (581 amino acids)
Biological process (GO): regulation of DNA-templated transcription
Molecular function (GO): DNA binding
Source: RefSeq, a predicted model, not a curated record